AUGGACGAGUGGGAUCUCCCACAAUGGAAAAAGGAGGUGGAAAGCCUCAAGUACCAGCUGGCCUACAAGAGGGAGAUGUCAUCCAAGACCAUCCCUGAGUUUGUGAAGUGGAUUGAGGAUGGAAUUCCCGAGGAUCCCUUCCUGAACCCGGAGCUGAUGAAGAACAACCCCUGGGUGGAGAAAGGCAAAUGCAUCAUCCUGUGA
This is a messenger RNA of Cinclus cinclus, 204 nucleotides long. RefSeq names its product G protein subunit gamma 13 (gene GNG13). Gene Ontology annotation, molecular function: G-protein beta-subunit binding. Lineage: Eukaryota; Metazoa; Chordata; Aves; Passeriformes; Cinclidae. The transcript is spliced from 2 exons. Gene Ontology annotation, biological process: sensory perception of taste; phospholipase C-activating G protein-coupled receptor signaling pathway. The record is from RefSeq and is a predicted model, not a curated record. Bases 1 to 204 code for a protein of 67 amino acids. Gene Ontology annotation, cellular component: heterotrimeric G-protein complex.